AUGGCUACCGCUGCUGCUUCUGAGAAGAAGAUCAAGGUCACCACCUCCGAUGGUGCCAACUUGGAGACUGACCGUGACAUCGCGGAACGCUCCAUCUUGAUCAAGAACUUGCUUGAGGACUUGGGCGGUGACAACGAGGAGGCCAUUCCCAUUCCUAACGUCAACGAGGCCGUCAUGAAGAAGGUGCUCGAGUGGUGCGAGCACCACCGCGCCGACGCGCCCUCUUCCCAGGACGACGACUCAGACUCGCGGAAGAAGUCCACUGACAUCGAAGAGUGGGAUCAGAAGUUCAUGCAGGUAGACCAGGAGAUGCUGUUCGAGAUCAUUCUCGCAGCCAACUACCUUGACAUCAAGGCCCUCCUCGACGUCGGCUGCAAGACGGUCGCCAACAUGAUCAAGGGCAAGUCUCCCGAUGAGAUCCGCAAGACAUUCAAUAUCCAGAAUGACUUCACUCCCGAGGAGGAGGAGCAGAUCCGCCGCGAGAACGAGUGGGCCGAGGACCGCUAG
This is a messenger RNA of Cucurbitaria berberidis CBS 394.84, 507 nucleotides long. RefSeq names its product S-phase kinase-associated protein-like protein 1. Gene Ontology annotation, biological process: SCF-dependent proteasomal ubiquitin-dependent protein catabolic process; mitotic cell cycle. NCBI's taxonomy places the organism in Eukaryota, Fungi, Ascomycota, Dothideomycetes, Pleosporales, Cucurbitariaceae. Gene Ontology annotation, molecular function: cullin family protein binding. Gene Ontology annotation, cellular component: nucleus; cytoplasm. The transcript has 3 exons. The record is from RefSeq and is a predicted model, not a curated record. The coding region runs from base 1 to 507 and encodes 168 amino acids.